Molecule: messenger RNA, 3920 nt
Organism: Dromiciops gliroides (monito del monte)
Lineage: Eukaryota; Metazoa; Chordata; Mammalia; Microbiotheria; Microbiotheriidae
Gene: NPRL3
Product: NPR3 like, GATOR1 complex subunit
Biological process (GO): positive regulation of autophagy; TORC1 signaling; negative regulation of TORC1 signaling
Cellular component (GO): GATOR1 complex
Source: RefSeq, a predicted model, not a curated record
GGGUGGACGUGGGAGGCAAUUCCGGACGUGACUCUCCCGUACCCGAUGUGAGCAAGUUGACGUUUCCGCCUUCGCGGCUCAAGGGGUCUGUCCCUCGCCUCCGGCUCCCGCGGCCGAGAUUACAUCUUUCCAGAGGGGCUCUGUUAUUUCCCAUCCCCUCUGAAUCUCUCCUCUCCACCGACCCCCUCCCCACCUCCCCAAGUUCCCCUCAACCCUUCAGGCCCGGCCUAGUUCCCUCUGCACUCCCAGGCCUACCUUCCCUCCCGCCCCCCUCAGCCUUAGAAGCCCCACUACCCCCCGGCCUCCCGCUUCUGUCUCCUUCAAGCCUGGAUCCUUCUCUCUUCUACCCUCCAAGCCGUCAUCCUCAGAGAUCGAGGCCCCACCCCGGCUCACACCUAACCCCCGACCUCUCCCUUCCGUCAGCCCCUCCCUCCCCCCAAAUUCCUAGCACCAGAGAGGCCUGGUUCCAGUCACCCCAAGGUCUCACCCCCGUCCCUGCUUCAUCAUCAUCAUUAUCCCCAGAACACGCUUUCCGGUCCCUCCAAAUCCCCAGCCUCUUACAUCCCCUAAACCUGGUGCCCCCCUACCCCCGCCCCCUUUCCUCCACUCGGUCCAGAAUGGGGGACAACACCAGCCCCAUCAGUGUGAUCCUGGUCAGUUCAGGGAGCAGGGGCAAUAAGUUGCUAUUCAGGUAUCCAUUUCAGAGAAACCAGGAACACCCUGCAUCCCAGACAAAUAAGCCACGUAGCCGAUAUGCUGUUAACAACACAGGAGACAAUACAGAUGACCAAGAUGGGGACUCCAGCGAGCAAUGUCCUCUAACUGAUGAACAAUUGGUUGCAGGAUUUUCAGAUGUUAUUCUAGCAACGAUUUUGGCAACUAAGUCUGACAUGUGUGGUCAGAAAUUUGAGCUGAAGAUUGAUAACGUACGCUUUGUUGGUCACCCUACACUUCUGCAACAUGCCCUGGGACAGGUGUCCAAAACAGAUCCAUCUCCAAAAAGAGAGAUGCCGACGAUGAUUCUCUUUAAUGUGGUAUUUGCAUUAAGGGCCAAUGCAGACCCUUCUGUGAUAAACUGCCUGCAUAACCUAUCACGUCGGAUCGCCAUUGUGCUGCAGCACGAAGAGCGGCGUUGCCAGUACCUGACCAGAGAGGCCAAGCUGAUCCUAGCCAUUCAGGACGAAGUGUCUGCCAUGUCUGACAGUCCACAGUCUCCGUUUCAUCACAUUCUUCCCAAGUGUAAUUGGCCAGAGACCUCAAAGGACGCUUAUGACAGCCUGUGCACCACCGGCGUGGUACGGUUACACAUCAACAAUUGGCUGGAAGUGAGCUUCUGCCUGCCUCAUAAAAUCCAUUAUGUCGCAACAAAUUUUAUACCUCCUGAAGCCAUUGAAAGAAGCCUGAAAGCCAUCCGGCCUUACCAUGCCCUACUGCUGCUCAAUGAUGAGAAUUCCCUACUCAAUGAACUCCCAUUAGACUGUUCCCCUGCCCUUGUGAGAGUGAUUAAGACCACCUCUGCCGUGAAGAAUCAGCAGCCAGCUUGCUCGGAUGCCGAUCUGGCACUGCUGCAGGUUUUCCAGCUUGCUGCCCACUUGGUAUACUGGGGCAAGGCCAUCAUCAUCUACCCACUGUGUGAGAACAAUGUCUACAUGCUGUCUCCCAAUGCCAGCGUGUGCCUAUAUUCUCCACUGGCUGAUCAGUUUUCUCGGCAGUUUCCUGCUCACGAUUUGCCAUCUGUUCUUGCCAAAUUCUCGUUGCCAGUUUCCUUAUCAGAAUUCAAGAAUCCUCUUGCUCCACCAGUACAGGAGACACAACUCAUCCAGAUGGUGAUCUGGAUGCUUCAGCAUAGGCUUCUGAUCCAACUGCACACAUAUGUUUGCCUGAUGGUGCCCCCCAACGAAGAAGAGAGCCGUGCACGAGAGGAGGAUGUGCCCUUCACCGCCCGCGUCGGAGGCAGGAGCCUCAGCACACCCAACGCCCUGAGCUUUGGCUCACCAACCAGCAGUGAUGACAUGACCCUCACAAGCCCCAGCAUGGAGAACUCCAGUGCCGAGCUGCUCCCCAGUGGAGACUCACCACUGAAUAAAAGGAUGACUGAGAAUCUGUUGGCCAGUCUGUCGGAGCAUGAGCGGGAAGCCAUCCUCAAUGUCCCUGCUGCUCAGAACCCUGAAGAUCUCCGCAUGUUUGCCAGGCUAUUACAUUAUUUCCGGGGACGCCAUCACCUAGAGGAGAUUAUGUACAAUGAAAACAUGCGACGGUCCCAACUGCUGAUGCUCUUCGACAAGUUCCGAAGUGUGCUUGUGGUCACCAACCAUGAGGACCCAGUGAUCUCAGUUUUCCAGUCACUUCUAAAAUGAAUGGGAAGUUAGCCCCCUGCUCAGAGGAGCAGGCACCUGGAGAAUUCUUUGAGCCACCAAGGGCCAGAGGGGUUGAGGAGGCAUUCCACAAAAAGGGCGACUGUCUUGGGACCCUGUUUGGUUUCCCCUCCAGCUCUAAGUUGGCCCUUCAUGUUAUUCCUCCUUUUGAGAAGCAUCAGUGACUAUGGACUGCUGAGGAGGACAGAAUUAGUGGGAUGUAAAGGUUCACUUAUUUGGACCUUGAAUCCUGGAUGUCGGUGGAGGAAAGCCUGUGUGUUGGCUCAGUGAAGCUUGAAGAACAUGCCCUGAUAUAACAUGACUUAUACGCCAGCUUCCUAAUCUGGAAUCCACUAUGGGCUCUAGCUCAGCUUGAGCUUGCUGCUAGACUGGCAUAGAGACUUCUCUGAGUUUGCCAGUCAUUCCUGGACAUGUGACUAUCCUGUAUACUCACUGGUUGUCAGCCUGGGGUUGGUGGGGUGGGGGAAGCCGAGAGGCCUUCCUUUCCCUGCGUAAGCAGCAUCUGGUUUUCGUAAGGUUCUCUUAAAGGCUAACCUUCCCAACCCAACCACGGUGUAGUCCCAGAGCUAAGGGGUUGUUGAAAAUGUCAGAGCCAGGAGUCAGCUUUCUAGCUUCUCUGCCUCGUGCCUUUCCCCUGCCCCUUAUAAUGAUCAUUCAGGUUCUCCAGUGAGCACCCCAUCUUUGAUUCAGCUUUUUACCCCUGUAUUCUCAUGCAAGCCAUUAUAGAAAACAUGGCUUAACCCUUUGGGUCCCUCCCACACAGAGUAGCCCGCAUGCUUUGACAGCAAGGGGCUACAGCUGGCCAGGAGACCAGUGAGCAGCAGCAGCAGCAGCAGCAGCAGCAAGGCAAUGGGAACACAGGACGUUUCUUCAGUGCCGGAGCAGCCGCCCCUGAUGAGAUUCACAGCCAGUUAGGUCGUUUUUGUCAGCGCUUCUGCCAGACUCUGUCUGCGGAAUAAAUACACUUUCUAUGCCAUUAGGGUAAAAUGCUUAAGUAGGCAGUGACACUGGGGCCUCUUGAUUUAGAUGGGUUUUGCAUCAGCUGCAGAGCUAGCUAGGUUAUCCCUGGGCCAGCAGCAUUGAAAACAGCUUAGUGUCUGCCCCAGGCUCCGUGGGGAAAAUUGCCCUGGUCCCCAGGGCAGCUCCCUGACAAGGCCUGCCAUGACACCUUGGCAACCAGCAAGGAUGGCAGCCUCAGGGCUAUAUAAAAAAGGAAGACCAUGGCCCUGGUUGUGGCUCAGAUGGUGUCUUUGGAUGUCCAGGGCUUCUGUCCUGCUGUUUGGGCAAGGCCACAAAUGGCUGCAAUUAGGAAGUCAAAUUGCUUUAAAGGAGAGGGUGAGGUACCCCUAACCCAUGACUUAGAGGCCGUGGUGGCAAGAACCACCUCCCUGAAGGCUGUUGACGUUCCUGCCCUACGAUACCACACUGAAAAAAAAAAAAGAAAUGAGACGCUAGUAUGUACAUGACUCACCUAACAUUGUUUUGUGGAAACAAGAAUUUAUUUUUCUAAACCUCUAAAAUCUUUGCUGGAGCCUAGCCAAGCCA